This is a messenger RNA of Argentina anserina (silverweed cinquefoil), 1458 nucleotides long. RefSeq lists its product as uncharacterized. The record is from RefSeq and is a predicted model, not a curated record. NCBI's taxonomy places the organism in Eukaryota, Viridiplantae, Streptophyta, Magnoliopsida, Rosales, Rosaceae. The transcript has a single exon. Bases 173 to 1264 code for a protein of 363 amino acids.
AUACUUCCUACUUCAUUUCUAGUUAAUCAAGCGAGCUAGCAUAUGUAGUUCAUAGACUUCCGGUAUUCCAGCCAGCUAGCUAGCCAAAAGUUUUUUUUCUUCUUUUUUCCCAUUCUUUGUUUGAAUUGGUUUUCUGUGGUUCUGUAUUUUCGAAAAACCAAGUUGAUCCAAGAUGAUGGGGGAUAUGCUGAAAAGAGCAACACUGGAAACAGCAGUCUGGGCUGGAAAGCUGUUACUGCUCUGUGUAGGAAUAGUGUCCACAAUGGUAUUUCUCAAAGUGGUAAUCAUUCCCUACCUCCUUAAUCUCACUCUUUCUACUCUCCCCAACCUCUGGACCUCCAUCAGAAGCUACUGUCUAUCUCCACUUUACAUCUACAUCAUUGUCAAUUUCAUCAUCUUAAUCAUCGUUGCCUCCUCCAUAUUCCAAAAUCAAAAGCAAAACCACCCCUCAUCUGUGCGCUCCUCCUUCAGCUCCAUUAAUAACCUAAACAAUGGCAAGACCACUACCUCUGAUCAUGAAGACGACUACUGUACUGUUAUUGAUGGUACGACAGAUUACAACACCAACAAGACUCAAAGUAGUAGUCGUUCCGAAAGUACAACUAUUUCUCCUAUACCUUCUUUGCUUACUCAUCAGUUUUCAAAUGAAAUGAUCAGUUGGCAUGACAUCCACAUAGUACAACAAGCUUCCACAGAUGAAGAAUCCAUUCAUCGUACCGUGUCAGGUACUAGCUCAGUGCCCCUUGAGAGAUUCUUCAGUACUACCGAACCUUCACCGGAGGAACACUCCUUCUCGGAAGAGUCUUGCCUGACGGAGAAACCGGCCACCGAGGAGGAGGUGGAAGACAAUACAUUGGACACCACAUGGAACGCCAUUAUGGAAAGGCAAGGAAAACCGAUAUGCAAGCAUCUAAAAAAGAGUGAGACUUGGGACACGCCGCCUCGGACGUCUGGCUUGGUGAGAAGUAGUAUUAUUCCAGCCAGGGAGCUAGUUCAGGAGGGUCAGUUAGAUGAUGAUCAUCAUGAGAACAUCAGCAACAACUAUAAUAAUGCUGUUGAUGAUCGAGUGGCAUGGGCUCGGAAAGAGUUGAGGAAAUCGGACACUUUUAGCGACAGGGUAUCCAUGAUAAGGGAGAAGUCCAUGAGUCAGGACGAGUUGAAACAGAGAGCUGAGGCCUUCAUCAACAAGAUCAACAAUCAGAUGAGGCUUCAGAGGCUGGAAUCUGAUCAACGUUUCAGGGAAAUGGUUAAUCGUGGUCUUUGAUUUUAGUGACCUACUGCAAUAAUUAAUUAGUUAAUUAGCUAGCUAGUAUUUUUUAUUUAUUUAUAAAUUUAUCUGAAUUGUUCUCAGUCGUAUUAUACAUAUCUGCUUGUUUUUGUAUGCAAGUGUCAUUCAGUUAGUGAGUGUAUGUCGUACGUACUAUAAUUAUUAGCUGCAAGAAAGAAGUCAAAGAACAC